Messenger RNA from Ctenocephalides felis (cat flea), 3771 nucleotides. Its product is annotated as band 3 anion transport protein-like. Gene Ontology annotation, molecular function: solute:inorganic anion antiporter activity; monoatomic anion transmembrane transporter activity. Gene Ontology annotation, biological process: bicarbonate transport; transmembrane transport; monoatomic anion transport. The coding region runs from base 37 to 3771 and encodes 1244 amino acids. Gene Ontology annotation, cellular component: plasma membrane. The record is from RefSeq and is a predicted model, not a curated record. The transcript is spliced from 20 exons. Lineage: Eukaryota; Metazoa; Arthropoda; Insecta; Siphonaptera; Pulicidae.
GCACCGCCACCUGUCGUCGAACAUUUUCACGAUGAUAUGGAGUACAGCCUUCAUCGCAAGAAAUCGUAUCCACACAUGCAUGCGCCAUUAAAAGCAACUCACGGACGAGGUAAAAGGGAAAGGGCAGUUUCUGUUGGUACAGGACCCAAUGUUAGUACUACAGUUUCUCCAAGACAUUCGGAAUCUGAGGCUUCUGAAAGUGUUGAACCGCAGUCCACAAAGUCUCAACAAGAUCGCGCCACUUCCUUAGACCAAGACGACACCAGUCUCGCAUACGAGAGCGUCCUGCUGAGCUCGGAAUCUGAACCACAGAUUUCGGAAAGAGCUGCUACCCAUACUGCCCCUGAUGGGUCUCCUAUUCUGGGACCCUCAAGGGUCCAAUUUUCGCCAAGACGUGGAGAUGGUAGCAGCGAUUAUCACAGAGAUGGCGAUACUGAGGAUGACAGGGAUGGGCCUGAUAAGAGUAAACGAAAAUCGAGACAUCACCACCACCAUCAUCACAAAAGUAGAAAGUAUUCCCUCCAGGAGGAUCCGGAGGCGAGAAAGCAGUCCGGAGCGGAGAGAUUCGGCACAGUCGUUCUGUCCGGAGCUGGAUCAGGAACUGGAUCCGCUUCUGGAUCGGUUUCCGGGUCGGCAGGAGCCCCGAGAAGGAUAUCUAUGCAGCCUGAGGAUAGACAGCUGGAAGAACACGACCAGGAUGAUUUAGUUUCACAUAGGUCAGAUGAUCCCAGAGGGCUCCGCCGACAUAAAAUUCAACCAACCAGAUCAUCCAGCAACUCUUUUGUCCACAUCGCACGCAAAGAAGAAGGUCACAAGUUGUCUAAUCUGUUGACGCAGUCAACUCUGAAGAAACUUUAUGACCACAGUCCACACGAGGUUUUUGUGCAAUUGGAUGAACUAGUCGGUACAGGAGAUGAUCGAGAAUGGAAAGAAACUGCUCGUUGGAUCAAAUACGAGGAAAACGUUGAAGAGGGUUCCGACAGAUGGGGUCGUCCACACGUCGCCUCUUUGAGUUUCCACUCACUUCUCAAUUUGAGAAGAUGCUUGGAAACUGGUGCAGUUUUGUUGGAUUUGGACGAGAAGGAUCUACCAGGAGUUGCCUACAGGAUCGUAGAACAGAUGUUAGUGGACGAACUGAUUCUGGAAGACGACAAGCCCAUCAUCAUGCGUGCUCUUCUGUUACGUCACAGGCACGUUAACGAGAACGACCGAGGGUUUAUGUUUGGAAGUCGUCGGAAAUUCUCGAGUUAUACAAGUUUACAGAACUUAUCCGACGACAAAGGCAAAAAACGAGACCUUCCUUCUUCAACUUUGCACAUCGACCUCUUGACAAGGAAUGCUUUGGGGUCCAAUCGUCGUCUUGGGGCUUCGGAGACCCGUGUGGAUAUGAAAGAAGAAAAUACUUAUUCUGCAUCACAAGAGGACCUUUAUAAAAAGACUCAUAACGAAGCUAUCUUGAAGAGGAUACCAACCGGUGCUGAAGCAACAACAGUCCUGGUCGGUUCCGUAGACUUUCUGGACCAUCCGACCAUUGCCUUCGUGCGUCUCGCCUCCGGGGUACAAAUGCCGACUUUGACCGAAGUUCCAAUACCCGUCCGAUUCAUGUUUGUCUUGCUAGGACCCGACGAUUCUGACCUGGACUAUCACGAAGUUGGCAGAUCUAUAGCUACCUUGAUGGCAAACCGACCAUUCCAUCAAGUGGCUUACAAAGCGGAAGACAGAAGAGAACUACUGUCUGCCAUCAACGAGUUCCUGGACGACUCCAUAGUGCUUCCACCAGGCGACUGGGAGCGCCAGGCCUUGUUGCCAUUUGACGAAAUCAAAGCCAAGAGCGAGAAGAUUAGGCAGAGGCGUGCCAAAGAGGCCAAGGAGGCUGCACUGGGCGGUGAUAAAGGAGGUCCUGGUGGCGGCGGUGAUGAUGGCGGGGACGGGAAGAAAGGAGGAGACGAGAAGAAGACUGGAGGAAGAAAGAAAUUAGUAAGACGUGAACCUUUAGAGAAGACUGGAAAAGCUUUUGGUGGUUUAAUUAACGACAUGCGGUACCGAUUUCCAUUUUACAUUUCUGACUACCUAGACGGAUUGAAUUCGCAGUGUGUUGCUGCUACUAUUUUCAUGUAUUUUGCUGCUUUGUCGACAGCCAUAACUUUUGGAGGAUUGCUCAGCGAUAAAACUCAUAAUUUAAUCGGUAUUUCUGAAACUCUGGUCGCUGCCUCUGGCUGCGGAAUCAUCUUUGCCCUGAUAGCUGGUCAACCUAUGGUCAUCAUAGGAACAACUGGACCUCUGCUCCUUUUAGAUGAAAGUUUAUAUCAAUUUUGUGUCAAUAAUGAUAUAGAUUUCUUGACAUGCAGGCUUUAUAUGGGUUUUUGGAUGGCCAUCACCGCCAUCGUGGUCGCCUCCGUGGAAGGCAGCAGACUUGUGAAACUCUUUACACGUUUCACCGAAGAAAUUUUCUCAGCCUUGAUCUCCUUAAUUUAUAUUUUUGAAUCCAUAAUGAAAUUGAUUUACGUCUUCAAAAGAAAUCCACUAUUAGCAGACUACUGCACUUUAUCAUUUUUGACUGGUGGAUUAUUUGGAACAACCGAUGAUUCCAACUAUACCACCGAGAGCAAUGGAAAUUAUACAACAGAGUUUAACUUCUAUGAAGAAUUAGGCAACGGAACGAGUGAUCCAUGGUCCAUGCAGUCGUCGAAUGAAACUAUGAAGUUGCCGACUAGUGAUGCUUUAGGGCCGAUUAAUCAACCUAAUACGGCCUUGUUUUGCCUCAUUUUGGCGCUUGGAACUUUUACGAUUGCUUAUUAUUUGAGGAUUUUCAGGAAUGGACACUUUUUAGGACGAAAUGCCAGGCGUGCACUAGGCGACUUUGGUGUCCCCAUCGCGAUCGUGAUCAUGGUAACGAUCGAUUAUUUAGUCCCGGGCACUUACACAGACAAACUGAGUGUUCCCGAAGGACUAUCACCCAGCGAUCCCGAGAACAGAGGCUGGAUCAUCCCACUAUUGGGCAAAGAUCCCGAAAACCCAUUCCCAGUUUGGGCAAUGUUUGCAAGCGUUGUCCCUGGAGUCUUGGUCUACAUCUUGGUGUUUAUGGAGACCCAUAUUUCUGAAUUGAUCAUUGACAAGCCAGAAAGGAAUUUGAAGAAAGGUUCAGGUUUCCAUAUGGACAUUGUAGUGAUCUGUAUUCUCAAUGCAGUUUGUGGUGUCAUGGGAGCUCCUUGGCAUUGUGCUGCCACUGUACGUUCCGUCACCCACGUCGCUGCCUUAACCGUCAUGUCCAGGACGCACGCUCCUGGAGAGGCGCCACAUAUCGUUGAAGUCAAAGAACAACGUUUGAGCGCCUUUUUCGUCUCUUUGCUGGUCGGUCUGUCAGUGCUGAUGUCCAAUCUUCUGAGACUGGUGCCAAUGUCUGUACUUUUCGGAGUAUUUUUGUACAUGGGUGUCUCGUCUACAAGUGGUGUCCAAUUCUUUGAUAGGCUUCAAUUGUUCUUUAUGCCUGUCAAACAUCAUCCAAGAGUUCCUUACGUCAGAAGGGUCCAAACAUACAAGAUGCAUCUGUUCACUUGUGUCCAAUUAGUUGCUCUUGCUCUCUUGUGGGUUGUUAAGAGCAGUCGAGCCUCAUUGGCCUUCCCAUUCUUCCUGAUCAUGAUGGUGCCGCUGAGGCAGAAAUUGGCGAAGAUUUUCUCUCCUGAAGAAUUGCAAGCUCUGGACGGUAAACAACCUGAUGGAAGGACAGAAGAUGAACCUGAUUUCUAUGAACAAGCUCCAUUACCAGGAUAA